Molecule: messenger RNA, 2205 nt
Organism: Hemisphaericaspora subhashii
Lineage: Eukaryota; Fungi; Ascomycota; Pichiomycetes; Serinales; Debaryomycetaceae
Exons: 1
Coding region: 1-2205 (734 amino acids)
Source: RefSeq, a predicted model, not a curated record
AUGACAGAUAACAAUAACGACAACGAACCCAAAAUCUGUUGUUUCUGUUUAGGAACUGAAACUGAUAUCCCACCCUUUGGUGAAUUAAAAGAUGGAAAAGAUUUCCUUCAUCCAUGUUCUACUUGUUCAUUGAUUGCCCAUAGAAAAUGNGAUAUCCCACCCUUUGGUGAAUUAAAAGAUGGAAAAGAUUUCCUUCAUCCAUGUUCUACUUGUUCAUUGAUUGCCCAUAGAAAAUGUUUAUUAGAUUGGUUCAAUUCAAUCCCGGUAGAUAAAUUACAUAUAGUACAUACAAGACAUGGAGAAAUACGUCUGAGACCAAGAUCACUGGGUGAUGCCCAUAUGGAUGAUAUUGGUGUGGGGGCACCGGCACCACAGGAAAAUCUGAAUCAUAUAAACAUAAAUAUAUCUUCACGGGCAAUUUCCAAUUGGUUACGAAGUAUGUCCAGUAAUGGAAACAACAAUGACACUCAUGGUGAAGAAAAUACCGACAAUGAAAGCGACCACGAUUUUAGUAAUGAAAUAGAUAGACUUAUUCCAAUACCAGGUUCAUAUCCCGAAAGUGAAGAUCACAUGUCUCCACCACCUGGCCCCAAUUAUGAAUUACGUAAAUAUUUACACCUUCGUCCUAAAAGCAAGAAAGAUGAUUAUCUUGCCUAUAUUGUGGCACCUUGUCCUCAAUGUAAACAAGACAUUAUAUUUACAAUGUAUAAAUCCAAAUUAUUAGCAUUCCAUACCCGUAUUAAAUCAAUGAUAACCACUACUAUUGAAUCAACAGGGAUAUUUGUGGUUAUUACUUCGGCAAUCACGGGUAUUCUCUCAAUGGGAUAUAUCGGAUUAACUUCAUGUGGAAUGAAAAUGAUGGAUUGUAUAGUCCCAGGUCCAUUAUUAGUACAAACCUUAAGAGUAAAUGAUCAAAAUUCUUAUGGUCCAUUAUCUCGAUUAUUGUUUGGAAAUCCAAGUAGUUAUUCAAUUGAUAAUUUGGAACAAGCAUUAGCAAAGGGACUUAUUGAUCCAAUUAAGUUUUCUCGUAUGCCACUUUUGCCACUUGUGUUAUAUCGUGCAAGAUGUUCUUCGAUUUUGGAUUGUUUCUUUGGGAAAAAUAGAGCAAAUUCAUGGUAUACAGAAUUAAUGAUUGCCGGAUAUUUUUCAUCUUGGGGUAAUCAUGAAUUACUAAAGGGGAUAUUCCGUAAUUUAAAAAAUCAAUCGAUAGACAUUUUCAAGAAACCAAGUUUAGCAUUAAAUGGAAUAAAUCUAUUGAAAGGAAUUAAUUUAUGGAAAACCAACAAUAUAAUCUCGAUGUUAGUCCCAUUGCGUUGGGUGUACGAUAUAAUCUACAGGUUGACCAUAAACCGAGCAUACUUCCAAAUGACUUUGUCCACCCGUCCUCGAGAUAUUGCCAAUCGAUCAACUGCUGAACAAUUUGAAAAAUUAGAAAAACUUAGAAGUGAUACGAUAGAAUUAUCUGUACGUCUCAGCGAGGCCAGCUCAUUAUGUUCCGAACAUGUCAAGAUGCAGACAAAGGAUUUCUUCAUUAACAAAAUACCCAUUAUCUCGUCUGUCUAUAAAUAUAUUAAAAGCAAGAUUAUGUUUUUUAGGCAUUUUGGAUCUUAUUCGUUUUAUUAUACCAGGAUGAGAAUGUUUUUGGGGUUACAUUAUACAUUAGCAAGUUUUAGAAAUGAUUAUUCAACAAGUUGGACAGUUCAAUCAAGAACAAUGUUUGCAUUAACCACGAUACUAUGGCCAUAUAUCUCCUCGAAAGUAGGUAGUAUCCUUGCACCCUUAGUUUCAAAAUAUCUAGUCAACCAAAAACUCAUCCCUGAGAAACAUAUCUUGUUGAGUAAUAUAGCUGGUCUUGUCACAGUCGCAAUCAUUAGUGAAUUGAUAAAAUUCUAUCUUUCCAGAAUAAAAGCAAAACAAAUGACACAAAUCAAUGCCCUAAGUUUCGAUAAUGUGGAAGAUAUAAGAGAAAUCACCCAGAGGAUAUAUGGUGGUUUGCAAGAUGAAACGGAUCAUUAUGAAAGUGAAGAAGAAGACGACGACGAACAUUAUCGUCAUUAUGAUUACGAUAAUGAUGAUUACGACGAUGAUGAUUAUCCUCAUGACGGGCAUCGUCUUAGCUUUAUUCUUGAAGAUGAUGAUGGUUCGGACGAGGAAGCGGACAUCGAAUUGGCGGGAUUUAGAGCAGCAUUUGCAACAGCAUUUUAG